CAGGUCUCGGGCCCUCAGGCGGAGCGGCGGGCGCCGGACCCCCAGGCGGAGCGGCGGGCGCCGGACCCCCAGAUGGAGCGACAGGUCUCGGGCCCUCAGGCGGAGCGGCGGGCGCCGGACCCCCAGAUGGAGCGACAGGUCUCGGGCCCUCAGGCGGAGCGGCGGGCGCCGGACCCCCAGGUCUCGGGCCCCCAGGCGGAGCGGCGGGCACCGAGACACCAGGCACGACAGUGGGCUCCGAGUCAACUGGUAUGACCGCAGGCACUGGGUCAGACAUUGGAUGGUCUGGCUGGACAGCGGGCAUCGGGUCACCAGGCAUCAGGUCAUUUGGCUCGACAGCGGGCACCGCGUCAUCUGGCAAGGCAGUGGGCUCCGAGUCAACUGGUAUGACCGCGGGCACUG
Molecule: messenger RNA, 402 nt
Organism: Staurois parvus
Lineage: Eukaryota; Metazoa; Chordata; Amphibia; Anura; Ranidae
Source: the annotation of a GenBank genome assembly